CUCGUUUCGACAUCCCCCUUCCUUCCUGUUUACUCCCUCACAAAUCUCAAACCCUACCUCGCUAGCCAUCCUCAGAUCCCGAGUUCCGCUCGCUCGCCGCCCCUCCCCAGCCCCCAUGCGGAUCCGCAGGUCCGCCUCCCGCCUGCUGGGCUCCACCGCCGCCGCCCCCUCCUACUGCCCGGAGCCGCCCCGAUUCGAGCUCCACGGAUUGGAGCCGCCCCCGCCCCCGUCGCCGCCGCAAACCCCAGCCCACGAAUCCGGCGCCGGGUCCGUGGGGCCCAAGACCUCCUCCGGCGGGGAGCCCUGCUGCGAGCUCAGCCGGUCGCCAUGGGACCUCAUGGCCCAGCUCGACCUCUCGGAUCCCCAGGUGGAGAAGCUCUUCGUGCAGACUUGCUUCAUUAGUGUUUCCUGGCGAGGUAGCUGGCUCUUCCCAGCAAGCAUCACCAUGCCUGCCAGCUCCAUCAAGGAGGAGGAAGACUUGGCCGUAGAUAUGGUUGACGGGGUCAUCUUGAAACUGCACAAAGCUGCGGAAAAGAUGGAGAGCAUGAAGAAUCAGAGCAGGCAGAAGACAUAUAAGGGGCUCAAUGUGAAGAAGGGAGUGUGGACGUGCAGGAAGAAUGACGGCAAGAGGUGGUGCUGCCGGCGGCCUGUGAGUCAGCCCAACUCCUAUUGCUCGUACCAGUCGGAUCAGAAGCCCCCCGUCAGCGACAAGCCACGUAGGAAGAGGCCUGACAUCGACCUAGGCGAGGGGUUCUACUACUAUGCGGGGUUUGGCCCCGGCACCAAGAGGCGCCGCACGUUAAGCAGCGACAACGUGCUGGAACCUCCACUGCCUGCUGAGCCACUGAAAGAGGAGACACCAGACAAAAUGCAACUUGAUUUUAGUGCAGGCCAGGUACAAGCAGCGAAUGAAUCCGAUCAUCAAGUGGUGCUCCCGCGAUCAGCAAACAUUGUUGACGAGCCUGGCACCGCUGGGAUGCCAGCGUGUGACAAGGAGAGCAGUGAUGAUGUCGUGCCGGAAUUUUCAGUGGUUGCUAAACCACCGAAAGAGGAGCCACAGCCUGAAAUGGAACUUAAUUUUAGUGCAGGUCAGGCACAAGCUGAUAACACAGACCAUCAAGAAGCAGCGGCAUCAGCACGUGUGGUCGACAAGCCUACGGGCAACGACGGCACCACCGGGAUCGCAGGCUGGGACGAGGAGAGGAGCGAUGACGAAGCGCUUGGCUGCAAUGACGAACAACCCCACGACACCAAGAGGAAGGGCCCGUUCAAGAAGAGGUGGAGGAAGCCUGUGAAAGCCCGGUCGCUCAAGUCACUGAUGAUGUCGUAGUGCCUGUUUCUCAUUGGUUUAGUAGUUAGCUCACUUUAGUCUGCUCCAGUUUUGGUGCUGAGUUGCAAGGUACGCAAACUGUUUGUAGCAUCUUUUGUGUGUGUGGAUUGUACUGUUUUAACUGGGUGUGCUGGCCCUUAGAUCGAACUGAAUUAAUGUCUUAAAAGGUGUCGUUUAAUCGACAUGGGUGAGAUGCAGCCACUGUUUUUUUGCUGGUGAUUCAA
Aegilops tauschii subsp. strangulata is the source of this 1554-nucleotide messenger RNA. RefSeq lists its product as uncharacterized. NCBI's taxonomy places the organism in Eukaryota, Viridiplantae, Streptophyta, Magnoliopsida, Poales, Poaceae. The record is from RefSeq and is a predicted model, not a curated record.